GGGCCCCAGUCGGGCCGCUCCGCUCCGCUCACGUUCAUCAUAUCUGGUUUUGGUGUUGCCAGCUUCUUGGAUAGGAGUGCAUCCCCCAAUUAAAUCAUUUUUAUCCCGAUAAAAAAACAAAGAUUGACUUUAUAAUGUGGUUUCUUGGAUUAUUUCAUUGAAUAACUAAUUUUUAGAGUUUGAGGAGAUGGAGAACUUUUUCCCAUUAACUUUUGUAUUCUUAAUCACCUACUUAUUUUAAAAAAGGAUUUUUAAAGAAAUUAUAAUAUAGGAAUGUAUGUAGAAUCAAAGUGGCUUAUUUCAUUUAGUGUAAUACUCUCUAUUUUUAAAAUGAUAAUGGUAUAAACACUUUAUCCAGAUAUUAAUUUUUAUGCAUUUCUGUGUUAGUAUUUUUGAAUUAGAUACUUGUUUUAUUUUAUGAGGUUAGUAGCACAUAUAUAAUUUAACCAUGCUGGUGAAUUGUAGGUAAGUCAAAAAUGGCAGAACUGUUUAUGGAAUGUGAAGAAGAAGAGUUGGAACCCUGGCAGAAGAAAGUAAAAGAGGUUGAGGAUGAUGAUGAUGAUGAACCGAUCUUUGUUGGAGAAAUAUCAAGUUCAAAACCAGCAAUUUCAAAUAUUUUGAAUAGAGUAAACCCUAGCUCAUACUCAAGAGGAAUAAAGAAUGGCGCACUCAGUCGAGGUAUUACUGCUGCAUUCAAGCCUACAAGUCAACACUGCACGAACCCAAUAUCAAAUCCAGUGGCUGCCUCACCAGUAAAUUUUCAUCCUGAAUCUAGAUCUUCAGAUAAUUCUGUUAUUGUUCAGCGUUUGUCUAAACAUGGUUACAUAACAAACUCAUCACGAGUUGCAUCUAAUAAUUCUACAGAGUUGCUGUUUGACUUGACCCAGGAUACAGGAUUAUCACAUUACCAAGGGGGACCGACACUUUCUAUAACAGGUGUGAAUGAAAGUUCGUUAUUACCAAAACGUCCUUGUACUUCUGAAGUAAUCAGUGUUAAUCCAAAAAAGUCUAAACCCAGUGAAUGUGUUUCUGGAGCAAAUUCCUUAGCUGUAUUUCCUUCAGCUAAGUCUCUUUCAGUGACAUCUCCCCAGGCUAUGUCAUCACAAGGUACAAGUAACUCAACUACUCAAUCUAAAAAUGGAACACCUUUUCCAAGAGCUUGUCCAAAGUGCAAUAUUCAUUUCAAUCUUUUGGAUCCUUUGAAAAAUCACAUGAAGUACUGUUGUCCAGACAUGAUAAAUAACUUUUUGGGACUGCCUAAAACUGACUUUUCAAGUACAGCAGAUAAAGAUAACACUAUUGAUUCAGAGAAAGGAAAAUUGAUCAUGUUAGUUAAUGACUUUUAUUAUGGAAAACAUGAAGGAGAUGUCCAAGAAGAACAGAAGACUCACACAACCUUUAAAUGCUUCAGUUGCUUGAAAAUUCUUAAAAAUAAUAUUAGGUUUAUGAACCACAUGAAACACCAUUUGGAACUUGAGAAGCAGAGCAGUGAAAGCUGGGAAAACCACACCACCUGCCAACACUGCUACCGUCAGUUUCCCACACCAUUUCAACUGCAAUGUCACAUUGAAAGUACACACACACCCCAUGAAUUUUCUACCAUUUGCAAAAUCUGUGAAUUAUCAUUUGAAACAGAGCAUAUUCUUUUACAACAUAUGAAGGACAAUCAUAAACCCGGUGAAAUGCCAUAUAUUUGCCAGGUUUGCAAUUAUAGAUCGUCAUCAUUUUCUGAUGUAGAAACUCAUUUUAGAUCAUCCCAUGAAAACACUAAGAACUUGCUAUGCCCAUUUUGCCUCAAAGUUAUUAAAAUUGCCACACCCUAUAUGCAUCAUUAUAUGAAGCAUCAGAAAAAAGGAAUACAUCGUUGUACAAAAUGCAGACUGCAAUUUUUGACCUGCAAAGAGAAAAUGGAUCACAAGACUCAGCAUCACCGAACAUUUAUAAAACCUAAAGAGCUAGAAGGGCUACCUCCUGGAACAAAAGUUACUAUUCGAGCUUCAGUUGGACCUCUUCAAUCAGGAUCUUCAACUGUACCUUCCAUUAGUACAAAUACUAUCCUUCAGGCCUCACCUCCAAGAACAAAAUGUGUAACUGCUAAAAAUUCCACAAAAUCUAACACAAGUAAACUUACUACAACUAAACCUAAUGCAAGUAAACCUACUACAAGUAAGCCUAAUGGAAGUAAAUCUAAAUUCAAAUCAAAAGUCUCUACUAUGCAAAAAAAACAAAGCACUUUGGCUAGUAGCAACAGAAAAAGUAAAGUCAAUACAGCAUUGAGGAACUUAAGGUAUCGUCUAGGAAUUCACCGGUGCAUUGAGUGUUGUUCCGAAAUAAAAGAUUUUUCAAAUCACUUUCCUACAUAUGUCCACUGUAGUUUUUGCAGAUACAACACUAGCUGUAGCAAAGCCUAUGUGAAUCAUAUGAUGAGCUUUCACAGUAACCGCCCAAGUAAAAGAUUUUGUAUUUUUAAGAAGCUUUCAGGAAAUCUCAGGAACAUUACUGUGGUGUGCCUUGAUUGUGAUUUCCUAGCUGAUUUUUCUGGAUUAGAUAAUAUGGCUGUACACUUGAGUAAGCAGGAAACUCAUACUUGCCAAGUUGUAGGGAAAGUUUCUGCUCGUAUCCCAACUUCUGAACAUAUUUCUAAAUUAAAAAAUGAAGCUCCCAUUAAGGAACAAAAACCUGUGUCUGAGGAAAUUGUAAGACCUAAUAUUGCUGAAGGAGAAACAAAAACAUCAAAUUCUGAAAGUAAACAUGACAAAACUUCUUCAGAGGAAAAAAGUGGAUGUGAUGCAAAUGCAUGUGAAGGCUCAUCAGCAACAAAAAAUGAAGAAAGCAUAAUAGUUCCAGAUAAGGAAAACGAUACCUGUCUUGAAGACAAGGAAACUGGCUCAAAGAAUAUCUUCAGUUAUAUUUCAAAUACUGGUAAAGAUAAAGUGGAAAAGGAAAAACAAAUAGAACACAUAGAUCAGGAAACAGAGUUGAAGAUGUGCCAAAGUUCAGAAAACAUAAUUUCAUGUGAUCAGAUUAAAGAUGAAAGCUCCAAUGAAACUAGGUUUUCUUCAAAGAAUAUUAAGGAUUUGCGGUUAGCAUCUGGUGAUGUGAGCAUUGAUCAAUUUUUGAGAAAAAGAGAUGAACCUGAAUCUGUUAGUUCUGAUGUUAGUGAGCAAGGCAGUGUUCAUCUGGAGCCUUUGACUCCGUCAGAGGUACUUGAGUAUGAAGCCACAGAAAUUCUUCAGAAAGGUAAUGGGGAUCCUUCAGCCAGGUCUGAUGAAGUAGUGUCUGAUCAAAAAGAUGAUAUUCCUGGAGAAAACAGCCCUCGCACAGCAGAGACAACAGUAGACCUGGCAGAUGAAAAGGAAAGAAGUUGAAAUUAGUUGUCAGUCUCAGUUUUAGUGUAUCAAUGGUACAGGCAUUCAGAUCAGUACUAGCAGGUGAGCUCAGUAGAGUUCAGAGAUAGAAAAAUGUGAGGCAGUCAUUCAUACAUUUUAUUUGUAUGUUCAACCUAGGUUAUUACAGAAAUCAGUUCAAUAAUAGCAUGAUUAGUUUGAGUUUCCAAGAGGUUUUAAAACAUAAAUAGAAAAGCUUCAUUUAACAGUUCUCAAGGAAAUGGAACUUGGUUGCCAGUAUGAAUUUAUUAUUAGAAUAUUAUUUAUGUUUAUAAAGCAAUGAAACUUCCAUCAAUCCUAAGCUAAAAAUCCUUAUUACCUUUAUAUUCUUCUCAAUUAACUUCAAAGAAUAAAUUUGGGAACCAUAUAUGUUUUGGGAAUUUUAAACUAAUGACUAAUUGGCAUUGUUAAUAAAGCUUUAUUUGGAGUAUGAUGCUGGUAAAUGCAUAGAGUGUGAAGUUAAUGAAUCUAUUGAGAAUUUUGAUACACUUAAACAAUUUUGGAUUUAAUAUAACAUUCCAGACUGUCAGAAGCAUGUAAACAGAAUAUUUGAAUCUGUGAACCUCCAUACAUGUAUUAGUCUGCCAGGCUGUAAGCUUACCUUAAUUAAACUUUCAGUGAAAGUGAAAUUAUUAAAACAUAAAUUUAUAUUUGUAUUUUUGUCAAUGUGAGCUGUGCAGAAAUCCCUUGAUGUUGCUAGUUGUAUAAAGUUGAAACCCAUUGUUAAAACUCCUGUAGUUAUUAUGCUUUUAAUGUUGUUUUACUGAUCUUUAGAAAUAGACCCAUAAAAAUGGUCUGGAAACCAAACCAAAGUAUGGAAUAAUGUAGAUAUUGUAAAGCAGUCAACUGAAAACAUGUCCUGGCAUGAAUCCAGCCAUGUUUAAGUGACAUUUUCUUUCAUUGUAAAAUAGAAACUUCAAAUGGGACCUAAAGCAGUGAUGUAAAAAAUUGUUUUGGGAUACUUAGUCUAAUUUAUCCAUAAGAUGGCUGCUAAGUUGAUUUCUCAGUUGUUUUUAAUCAUCUAGAAAAUAAUAGAUUUAGAAAUGAGUAAAUGAAUAACUGUAGUUUGCUUUGAAGUACUAAUAAACUUUUAUUUAAAAUGUUA
Pipistrellus kuhlii (Kuhl's pipistrelle) is the source of this 4491-nucleotide messenger RNA. It is a transcript of the gene ZNF280D, whose product is annotated as zinc finger protein 280D. Gene Ontology annotation, biological process: regulation of DNA-templated transcription. Bases 477 to 3368 code for a protein of 963 amino acids. Lineage: Eukaryota; Metazoa; Chordata; Mammalia; Chiroptera; Vespertilionidae. The transcript has 21 exons. Gene Ontology annotation, molecular function: RNA polymerase II cis-regulatory region sequence-specific DNA binding; DNA-binding transcription factor activity, RNA polymerase II-specific. The record is from RefSeq and is a predicted model, not a curated record.